CAUACCCCUGGCUCGGGUUGGCGCAUGCGCGGUUGGGCGGAGCGCUUGAUAGGUUCUGGCGGGGCUAUGGCGCGCGGGCUGCUGCCGAGUUACCUGCUGCUGCUGGCGCAGGAGAACCUGGAGUUCCGGCUGCCGGAAAUAAAGUCCUUGCUCUCACUUUGUGGUGGACAAUUCAGCAGUCAACAAGAAAUUCGUAUAAAUUCUCCAUUUUGGAUUCUCAGUUUUCCUUCAGAAGAGAUGGCAAGAGGACUAAUGAAAAGGACAGUAUGUGCAAAGUCUAUAUUUGAACUAUGGAGUCAGGGAAAAUCUGCAGUGGAACUGUACACAUCUUUGAAGAACUACCCAGUGGAGAAGAUGGUUCCGUAUCUACAGUCAAACUCAACAUACAAAAUACAUAUUCAUGCAUUUAAUAAAACUCUUACACAAGAGGAAAAAAUUAGAAGGAUAGACGCUCUGGAAUUUCUGCCAUUUGAGGGGAAAGUGAAUUUGAAAAACCCAGAACAUAUCUUCUGGAUUCUGGAAGAUUAUGGAAUGGACCCUAACAACGUUCCAGAAAACCCUCUUGAUUUGUAUUUUGGUAGAUGGAUUGCGGAUGGGCAAAGGGAGCUUAUUGAGUCAUACAGUGUAAAAAGGAGGCAUUUUAUUGGGAACACAAGCAUGGAUGCCUGCUUGUCUUUCAUCAUGGCAAACCAUGGGAGAGUAAAACCAAAUGAUGUUGUGUUUGAUCCAUUUGUUGGAACAGGUGGCCUUCUUAUAUCCUCCGCACAUUUUGGAGCAUAUGUGUGUGGUACUGAUAUAGAUUUUAAUACUGUCCAUGGUUUAGGCAAGGCUAGCAGGAAGAACCAGAAGUGGAGAGGACCAGAUGAGAAUAUCAGAGCUAACCUUCGGCAGUAUGGUUUAGAGAAGUACUAUCUUGAUGCACUCGUUUCUGAUGCAUCAAAACCUAUAUGGAGGAAGGAAAUGCUUUUUGAUGCAAUUAUUACAGAUCCUCCAUAUGGCAUACGAGAAGCUACUAGAAGAACUGGUUCACAAAAAGAAAUACUUAAAGCAACAGAAAGAGGCACAGAAAAUCACAUCUCCAUUUCCUCAAACUAUCAUCUGAGUGAUAUCUUUUUUGACUUGUUAAACUCUGCGGCAGAGUACCUGGUGAUGGGAGGAAGAUUGGUGUACUGGCUACCAGUUUACAAACCUGAAUAUACAGAAGAGAUUAUACCCCGGCACCCCUGCCUGAAACUUAUUAGUAACUGUGAGCAGAUGCUUUCCAGCCACACGUCAAGACGCUUGAUAACCAUGGAAAAGGUGAAAGAAUUUGAGUUUCAGGUCUGGGGAACAAAACAGAAUUUGAGGGCUGGGAGAUGUCAUUGCACUGGAGUAGGUAAUGUUUGGGAGAGGAAGAGGAGCUUUAAGGUGAUGGUUGAAAUGAUAAAGUUCAACUUUUGUCCCUGACCUGUUGCUUUGCUUAAAGAGCGGGAACUAGGGGAAGAAAAGGCAUAGUAUUUGGAAACUGCACCUGGCAAUUCAGUGGUACAAGAGGGUUUGACACCAACACUUUAAUUAUGUGAAAUCUGCUGUGCUGCAGAUUUCAUCAACUAGUGGGGCCCAUGCACCUACUGUAAGGUGUAUAUGAAGAGAGAGCCUCUUAGAGAUUUGGCAGAGUUACUGUUGCAGGAUUAGUGCUUGUAUAAACCUGCUGACUUCAGCCAUUAUUCAGAAGCAUAUUUUAGUUAACCAUUAUAUUCUGUUCAUUGUAAUUACCUAACAUCCAGCAAAAAUAGUAGAGAAUAAAUUAUUUCCAAAAGAUCUUGCAUGUAUUUGUCAUAUUUUUUAUGGCUAAAGUCAGAAUAUCAGUACUGUUCAGAUUCUACCCAUUCAGCUUGUCAUUAGGUAACAGGUUGUCAUGCUGCCUAGCAUGGGACAGAGCUAUGGGUGCUAAUUUCAGGUCAGACUCCCAGGAAACAGGGCAUGCACCCCAAACUGGUGGCUUAUUCUAUCGUAAGACUUCACCAAGCCAGUAACAAAUGUGUGCUUCCAAAUUACUAUACUAGUUAUGAAGCCACAGACUGUCCCAUCAGGCCCUCUAGCCUCUCAUGCACCAUCCAGACAAACCAGACUUCUGUGAUAAAUGAUUAUUAAAACCAGAAAUAAUAUCUAUUAGGUUCUUCCAGUUCUACUGAACCAGACACUCACCCCAGGUCAAUAUGUACUUCAGGAUCUUACCAAAUACCGCAUUUAGGGUUUCCAGGCGUCCGGUUUUCAACCAGAACGUCUGGUCGAAAAGGGACCCCUGGCAGCUCUGCUCAGCAUAGUUGACAGUCUGCUAAAAGUCCAGUUGGCUGCAGCGGGGUAGGCAGGCUCCGUGUGGCUCCUGGGAAGCAGCCUGCAUGUCUCUCAGACUCCUAGGCAGAGGG
Molecule: messenger RNA, 2408 nt
Organism: Chelonoidis abingdonii (Abingdon island giant tortoise)
Lineage: Eukaryota; Metazoa; Chordata; Testudines; Testudinidae
Gene: TRMT11
Product: tRNA methyltransferase 11
Biological process (GO): methylation
Cellular component (GO): cytoplasm
Molecular function (GO): tRNA (guanine(10)-N2)-methyltransferase activity; nucleic acid binding
Source: RefSeq, a predicted model, not a curated record